This is a messenger RNA of Tricharina praecox, 1395 nucleotides long. RefSeq lists its product as uncharacterized. Lineage: Eukaryota; Fungi; Ascomycota; Pezizomycetes; Pezizales; Pyronemataceae. Gene Ontology annotation, cellular component: aryl hydrocarbon receptor complex; nucleus. Gene Ontology annotation, molecular function: transcription cis-regulatory region binding; nuclear receptor activity. Bases 153 to 1133 code for a protein of 326 amino acids. The record is from RefSeq and is a predicted model, not a curated record. The transcript has 3 exons. Gene Ontology annotation, biological process: regulation of transcription by RNA polymerase II.
GAAGAGGAGGUGGAAGCCAAAAUUCGUCAAGUCGGUCUGGUGGGAUUUAAAGAACGGCGGCUUCCUCUGUUUGGCCCCCGCCGCCGCCGCCUGCUCCCCUCCAGACAGACAUUUUCAUUGCAUCGAUACGGCAGUCAACAAUCGCAGCAACAAUGACGACGAAAACCUCACGCCCCAUCGCAUAUAUCCUCAUCCGGGUCGGCCAGCUCCUACUCUGCGCCGCGCACCUCUACGUCUGCAGCGCGCUGGUGUUUUACUUCGUCGGCAAUGAUAUCGCAAAGAGCGACUAUGCCAUGGGAUAUCGACGCAAGCGCGAGGCCAUGCCCGGCAGGGGCGGUGGCGGCGGUGGAUCCUAUUCUGGUGGCAGCGGCAGCGGCGGCGGGGGUGGUGGCAGUAAGAGUCCUACCGACCCGCAGAUGCCGUUGAUGCUCUUGCUCGGUGUGAGCGUCAUCUCCCUUGUCGCCGCCCUCGUAUCUCUGAGCACCAUGCUCUGCGUCCGGUUCUGGCAGAAGGCGAUGGUGUUCUCCUACAAGAUGGACAUGUUCCUCUUCGUGAUGUGGGUGAUCGGGAUGGCGAUUCUGGCCAAGGUGAUGGAAGAGUACGAAGUGUUCAACAAGACCAGUCCGCACGCGGUCUUUUUCAAGGCGACUCUUGGCCUAUCGAUCGUUCUCCUGUUGGCUUUCUUGGUGACAUGCAUCUACUCGCGAAAACUCCGGAUUAAGCCCCCGCCCGCUGCUGUUGCCGGCACGCCCGCGGCAGUGGUAGCCCCCUCCGCCGCGCCGACCACGCAAGGCUACGUUCAGGUACCAGACGCUAAAUACGUGCAACAGCAGCCGCCGAUACCGAUGCAGCAGUUCGCCCCGCCAUAUCGGCAGACUUACCAAGCACCUUCGCCGUCGCCGGUGAAUCCGCCACUGCAGCAACAGCAACCACAACAGUUCCAGCAACCACAGCAACCACAGCAACCACAGCAACAGUUUCAGCAACCACAGCAACAACAACAAACGUUUCAGCAGCCGUUCCAACAACAACCACAACAGACGUUCCAGCAGCCACAGCAGCAAACAUUCCAGCAGCCAUUCCAGCAACCGUUCCAAAGCCCUGUGUAUCAACAACAGCAAUGGCGACAAUGAGGGCGAAGGAAGAACACACCCUUAAACAUUUUCCAGCUAGGUAGGUAGUUUGGUCAUUUCAUAUGUUUCGCAGCGGAGUCAUAUCUAGAUUGUAAUUACAAAAGCGAUGAAUACAUAGACGUUUCUUUCUUUCGGGUGGUAGAUAGAAUAAAGUUGUUUUUUUCUAUGCGGAUCGGAGAACUUCCCAAUGCAGGAUGAUCCCGAGGACCCGAGGUUCUUCGGUCAUCACCGAAAUCCGAACACGGGCACGGGGGGCGGGUAC